Messenger RNA from Colletotrichum scovillei, 4259 nucleotides. RefSeq names its product fungal specific transcription factor domain-containing protein. NCBI's taxonomy places the organism in Eukaryota, Fungi, Ascomycota, Sordariomycetes, Glomerellales, Glomerellaceae. Bases 1202 to 3880 code for a protein of 892 amino acids. Gene Ontology annotation, biological process: DNA-templated transcription; regulation of DNA-templated transcription. Gene Ontology annotation, molecular function: zinc ion binding; DNA-binding transcription factor activity, RNA polymerase II-specific; DNA binding. The record is from RefSeq and is a predicted model, not a curated record. The transcript has 3 exons.
CCCCAAACGAGAGAAGGGUUACCAACAAGGGGGCAACACGGACUCGAACGUCUUGGACUGACGACUUAUUUGUUCCCUCGUUUCUUCUGGCCAUUUGCCUUAUUUUGAGCCGUUGCCUUGCCGUUCCGUUGUGCAGCUCAUCCGAAGUUGAUUGGCCUCGAACCCUUUUCCCCCGCACAUCUCCAAGGUCAUCCGUCGAUUUGGUCCAAGGUCGUCAUCAGAUCGAUCUUUCUUCUCAACUUCUUCUUUCAUCAGCUGACUCACAAGACGACCACCUCACACGACCUUUACCUCAGCUCUACCACCUUACUAUUACUCACCUUACCUAGUACACAGUAUACCUACCUCAGUACGGAUACAGAAACGGCAGCGAACCCUCCUUUUGCUCGUGGCCGCCCCUCACUCAUCCUUUCCCCCCUUCUCUCUCUCUCCGCUUCUCAUUCGCCUCGAACUGUCGUUUCUUUUUUCCCCGCAUUUGCACAGGCAAGCCGCAAGCUGCACGCCGUACCGCACCGCACGCCGCACGCACAACGAAAGACCAGACAGGAAGACAGACAGACACUGGACGUCCAGACGAGACGAGACAAGACUGGACAGAAACUGGGCAGGUCAGGACAAGACCGGCAGCCGAUCCCGACGGUCUUCGAGCAGACAUCGGACACGGAGUAAAAAAACCUAAGCAGCAACCAACACCUUCAUGCGCUAGCGACGAUCAACAAGACAACCCCCCGACGCCAUCCCACCAGCCAGCUACCGACACCUCGACUGAUGAGGCGAGGACAGACGAGACGCUACCUCCGCUAGCUAUUCGUACAUACAUUUCCUCCUCCGUACCCUACGUACCUCACCUCACAGCUAGGCCACACCUUACCGACCCUACCUUACCUUAGCUUCCUUCUCCUUCCCCUUCCCUUGCCGGUGAGGGGCUGAGGCGGCCGAGAGUGGACUGGAACUGGCUUUUUGACCGGGGGGAGGCUGGGCUGCAGCACUGUCCGAGUCGAGGCUUGUUGCUCCACGACAGUUCUGCUUCUGGCACUGCACUGCUUUUCUGCUGGACUGCGACAAAUCAUCACUCCACCGCGAAAUCUCUCGCUCAAACUCUUUAACGGCCGUCACCCCUGUGACAAGAGUCCUGAGCCUGUCUCUGCCAUCUCCCUUCUCUCGACUGUUCCCUUAUUCUUAUUGCGUCAUGUUUUGAGUGAUGGACGACACAGAUUCCGCGAGAAAUGCUGCGAGCAGAGCAGGCUCUGCAGAAGUGAAGGCCGAGUCACCAGGCGCGACCACUACCGCCGCCACUACCAAGAGCCAGCAGCAGCACCACCAACAACAGUCAGCGCCGCCAAAGAGGACCGUAUGCGAUCACUGUCGAAGGAGAAGAAUCCGUUGCGAUGGCAAGUUCCCUUGUGAGCAAUGUGUGCACGCUUCACUCACCUGCAAGCGCGAACAUGUCCCCAAGAAAAGAGGACCGAAGCGUGGCCAUGGACGGGUCAUAAAUGAGUUACGCGCCCGGGAGUCGUCCCAAGGAAAGCAGCAACCAAAAGUCCAGAAACCUUUCAAUGCAGAAACUGCGCUCGAGAGUCCUACAGAGUAUGUGCGGCGUCGAUUAUCAGCAGCAUGCCCACCGCUGAACCUAGACAGCGUCGACAUUGGGAUGAGCGGUAGCGACCUCGGCGAAGCGACAUCUCAACAUUCGUCCAACGCGUCCGCAGCAUCGACCCCGCCGAGCUUUUGGGCUGCCGUCACCUCGAACCCAGGACAUAGCAAUGUACCGGAGCCCAGAGGCAUCUUCUCGAGCGAUGAACUACGACCGAGAACGAGGAGCUAUUUCCACAUGAUCCCCCAGCUGGUCGAGCUGUACUACGAGCACAUUUACCCCAUCAUGCCCCUCAUCUACAUGCCGACCGUCCGCGAAACGAUCAACCGACCCAUGACGCCGAGCGAGAAGAACCUGAUUUACGCCCUAUGCGCCUUAACGUCGAUGCACAUGUCUGGUAAAAGCAUCGGCGCACCUGGACCCACGUCUUGGGAAGUCGUCGGACGCUUUUUCCUCGACGAGACCAUUUCGACGAGGCAGACGUACGACUUCCUCGAGGAUUUGUCCCUGUCCGCCGUGAUUUCGUCGUUUUACCUGAGCACAUCCUUCUUUGAAAUCAACCAAUCGCGCAAAUCGUGGUACUACCUCCGGGAAGCGUUGACCAACGCACAGGACCUAGGACUCCAGGACGAUUCAACAUACUACGGGCUGAGUCGCGAGGAAACGCUAUGCCGACAGAGGGUCUUCUGGAUUCUCUUCGUCACAGAAAGGUCUUUUGCGAUUCUCCGCAACAAGCCAAUUACGUUCAAGAGAACACCAUCGCUACCAACAACACGGCAACCCUACGAAGGCCCCGAUAUUCAUGCCGGUUUUCUGCAGCUUGUUUCAUCCUACACUCCUCUGGACGAAUCGUUCGUGACGGCUUGGAAUGAGGGGUCUGAUCCCCGCGUCAGCGCAACAACGUUUUUGGCUUUGCAAAACCUUCUCUCCCUCCCUCCCGCGUUCCUCCGCCCACAUGGGCGAUCAUCACCACCAACCCAGCCUCAUGGGCAGCUAAUGGGUUCCUAUGGUUCAACGUCAGCCUCGAGAGAUGCCGGGGCGCCAGAGCCGACAGACAUUCAGAAAGCCGAUUUACUCAUCACACAACAAUGGCUUCGACUUAUUGUGUGGCAGUCGUCGAUGAGGCAAGGCCUUCUGAGCUGGACCAACCCGGCCGACUCAGGAGGUGGGGUAUCUUCGGGCAGCGGUGUCGGCGGUGGGAACAGCAUGUGUUUUUCGUUCCCUCUGACAGUUGCACGUGAUACGGCCUCGAUCUUAUCAAGCUUGCCUAGCAAAGCUGUCGAGGUUCACGGAAUGGGUAUCAUGGAGAAGAUUUUCGAAAUCGGAACCUGGUGCGUUAAUGUCUUGGGAGCAUGCGAAAGUGUUGGCUUCUCAACCGCCAUGGACUUUACGUCAGGCGAUAUGGGUGUUCUGGGCAGCGGUCGAAAGGGGGCGAGUCUAGACCCUAUCGAGUUCUUCGUGCGUACACUGAGUGCAAGCGACAACUCCCGGAAACAGUUCGCAGAGAAGCUGCUCACCGCUGCCGGCGAGAAUCCAGGAAGUAUGAGAACACAACUCAGUCCCGCCAUGUCUGGGAUGAGUUCAGCCGCCGCGGCGAUGAUUGCCGCAGGUCAGGCGCACCACAUGAUGGAGCAAGGCUGGGGACAAGUUGGACAACAAAGAGGGAGCGUUGUGGGCGAAGUCUUUGACGACAACGAAGAGAGCAAUAGCAACAACCAGCAGCAGCAACAGCAGCAGCAGCAACAACAACAAAGGCUCGACCUCGGAAGCAACUCAAUGCACCAUCCUUCUACUAUACCAAGUAUGGGGUUGGGAAUCGACCUUGGGUCCGACCGCUUGACGGGUGGUAUGGGCGGAGUCGACAUGGACGCAAGCAGUGUCGAUCUUAUGAGCCCAUUAGGCCUGACUCGAAGCAACACCUCCGAUAUGGCAGCGAUGGGAAUGCCCGUAUAUGAUACAGCCUGGAGCCCUAGCAGCGGUGGGACGGGGCCGCGCGAAUACCCAGAACAUAAUCCUGGACCUUAUACCAAUCAACGUGAAGGGGCCCAAGGCUACCCCGAUAUGGGGAACGGAAUGAUGAUGCAUGAUCGGAUGGCAACCGGUACCGGCGGUCCCGUGGGAGGCCCCGUCGGUGGGGAGAAUCCUGGUAUGGACCCGCGGCAGCAGCAGCAACAUCAACAGCAACAACAUCAAGGGGAUAAUGGCGGUUAUGACGGACGGAGACCGGAGGACAAGAACGGUGGAUACCCAAAUGGCGGCAGGGUCGGUCUAUGGCUAGGGACAUGAGAACCUACCUGUCAGCACGUUGAUUGAUCUUGACGUUGGAUGGACAGGUGGAUGCUCUAGGCCAGAGGAGGUCGGAUGUACUCAUACUUCAACACUAUUGGAUAGGAAAAGGGAAUAGGACUGGACGGGCGUGAACUGGGAGCAUCUGCACAAACGGAACUAGGAGUUUUAUGUCGGCCACGGUUCAUUGUCUACCGGCGGUUCUGGCGAUACAGGUGUUCAAAGCUACCGUUUGCACGCUGGAUGGCGUGUCGUAGCUGACCUGGGUGUUUAGUGACCCUUUUGGGUGGGUUUGGACUCGGCGGCAUUCUACGCGUACAUGUAUAUACCUCUGGUGGUGGCAUUGGAUGAAAUGUCGCCCCAAUAUACCUACUGUAAU